This is a messenger RNA of Juglans microcarpa x Juglans regia, 1426 nucleotides long. RefSeq lists its product as uncharacterized. Lineage: Eukaryota; Viridiplantae; Streptophyta; Magnoliopsida; Fagales; Juglandaceae. Bases 461 to 1267 code for a protein of 268 amino acids. Gene Ontology annotation, biological process: protein dephosphorylation. The transcript has 2 exons. Gene Ontology annotation, molecular function: protein tyrosine/serine/threonine phosphatase activity. The record is from RefSeq and is a predicted model, not a curated record.
UGUUGUUGGUAAGUGCGGUUAAUCUCGACAAUCGACGUGAAAGGGUAAAUAGCGAAGGCUGCAAUACCAUCGCCGGGAAAGUGAUCGGAAGGUUCGUUUCUGUCCUGCACACAAGGACGUCUGAAGUUAACUUGUUUGCUGUCUUUAAAGUCGGAGUCUUUUAGGUUACACAGCCUCUUACACUGUCUUGUUCAGCUUCUCUGCUUGAUCAGGACAACAGCUCUAAAAAACCCAGAUGAAAAAUUCCUAAACAUUCGCGUAUCGUAGAAACCCUUUUGAUUUGGAGAUUUGGUGAAUUUCUCAUUUUGUUCUAAUAUUGUAAGCUUUAGAUAGAAGCUGGGUUUUGAGUCUGUCGAUUGAGAAUAUAUCUGAAGAAUUUAUGAUCUCCGGUAACCCAUUUCAAUCAGGGAUUUAAAUUUCUUGUUUUUGUUUCAGAACUUUAGUUUUGGGUAAAGAAAAUAUGGGUGUGGGUAUCUCAUUUCUUAUAGGAUUGAAGGCUGCAGUGAUGUUACUGUUCUUUGCAUCGCUUAAAAGCUUUGGUUUCACGUUGUUAUCAAUACCUUUCUUGUAUGCCUCGUUGAUAUCCUUGUUAGUUUCUAUCGCUUCACACACAUCUAUCAAUCUUCCGAUGCUCUUGGGCAAGAACUCAGAUGGGAGCUUCCCAAUUUGGUCCAUAAUUAUGUUCAGCCCGUACUUGUACUUUGUUCGAGCUUUUUCGGCAUUGCGGAGAUUGAGAAGCGGGGAAGCUUCAUAUAGUGAAGUUUCUGAAGGUUUCUAUGUUGGCGGAUGGCCUCAUUCCCUUGAUAAAUUGCCGCCCGGUAACCCUGCUAUCAUUGAUUGUACUUGUGAAUUGCCAAGAAAACUGGAAUUCUCGGGGCAUGCAUAUUUGUGUGUCCCAACUUGGGAUACGAGGGCUCCUAAGCCGUCUGAGAUCGAAUCAGCUGUUCAGUGGGCUUGUCGAAAGAGAGCUCAGAAUAGGCCCGUGUUCAUCCACUGUGCAUAUGGUCAUGGACGAAGCGUUGCUGUCAUGUGUGCUCUAUUAGUGGCUGUAGGCGUGGUGGAAGAUUGGAAAAAUGCCGAGAGGUUAAUUCGAGAAAGACGCCCUUAUAUACGGAUGAAUGCUCUCCACCGCAAGGCACUGGAAGAAUGGUCAAAAGACCGGUUAUCUUCACCCAUGAAGAAUAGAGAAAUGGAUAUAAGUUCAGUAAUUAUGUCCGACCCUUCUGGAAGCUCACGACCAGCAAGGACUGCAAAGAAAAGUGAAUGAAAGAUAUGGCUCCGUUUGGUGCAUUACCUAUUAGUUUUAAUUCCCUCUCGUCUAUCUCAAGAAGAAGAAUUUUUUAUGUUCAGAAUGUUUAAUAUAUUAUGAGCGUCUCCAUUAACCAUCCGAGCAUGCUAAGGCAAUAAAGGUUUGUUUUUCAGUUGG